Besnoitia besnoiti is the source of this 4032-nucleotide messenger RNA. RefSeq lists its product as uncharacterized. The record is from RefSeq and is a predicted model, not a curated record. The transcript is spliced from 17 exons. The coding region runs from base 1 to 4032 and encodes 1343 amino acids. Lineage: Eukaryota; Apicomplexa; Conoidasida; Eucoccidiorida; Sarcocystidae.
AUGACAGACGUAACGAGCAGUUCGCCAGGUUUCCACUGUGCGAUUCCCCGACGGGUCGGGAGGAAAGAUGCGUCACAGAGAAAGACGAAGGGGCUGUGUGCGCUGGCCGUCGUCUGCCUGUUGUCUCUAGCGGUGUCAGUUGGUACAGAUGCCGCGAGCAAUCGAAACGAUCAGCCCAACCCGAGGCCACCAGAUGACAAAGAUAAGGCACAACCGGCGAAAAAGAAGUGGGCCGUCAUUCAAACGCGUGUUCCCACCCGUGGUGGUGCAGGAAGAUGGAGUGGCGAUCUGGCCGCGAUUAGGCUUCAGACUCCAGUCGCCACCCCUCGCCACGCGAGUACAGACAGUCCCCAGCCCCUUCCUGUGUGGCGUGGAACAAGCGACAAAGGAAAGACGCUGUCUCCGAGAGUCGCCGCAAUUAUGGCUAAACUGCAGGCGAAACCGGAAAACGAUGACAGUGCUAAAAGAGUGCAAGGCAAACUGAAGGGACCGGGAGGGAAGAAAUCAAAUGAAGAUAGUGAGGAUGGCAAGGGUGGAGAACCAUCCGGUCCCAGACCAAUCAUCGUGACGGGGUUGAAGGAUCCGAAAAAAUCCCCCGGAGACGUCGAACCAGACGCGAAAGGAAAAGAAGGCGAUGCCAAGCAAGGUGACGUCGGUACAUCCGAUAUUGACCACAGUGCUCAUGGUGGGGGUGUGCCGCUCAUCAUCCCACCCCAGCAGAAACCGACUACAGCAGCUGGCGAUGACACAGCGGCAGGAUCGUCUCGUUCAGGAAGAAUGGGGCCCGAGGGAAAGGAUUCCAGUAAAGCCGAAGGUGACGAUCCUUCCAAUUCAGAUAUCCCAGUCGUCCCGGUGCUGGUAAAACCCCGUAAAUAUGAUACAGCAAGUCAAAGCCAAGCUGGAACGUCUGCAGAAGAUGAGUCCUCGUCCCAAGAUUCUGAAGAUGUGAAGGCUGUGCCCGUGGUGAUACCAAGAGCACCCGUUGCAAAAGAGGCGCCUUGGCAGAGCGCAGAUGCCUCUGAGGAGUUUGGAGCUAGCCAGGACUCUGGAGAUGAAUAUACAAGUUCUGUGAGAGCGGUUCCAGUGUCGAUACAGCCAAGGGAAGGCAACGAAGGGGAGCAGGUCGCAACUAGUGGCGAUGAGAGUGCAGCCGCCUCAUCAACAGAGGCUUCAGGAACACAGGCCGCCCCCACCGCCGAAGCACCCCAGGACGAACCUCCUUAUCCGGAAUCGGCAGAACAAGUCCCCCCUCCAGCUCCUGAACCUGCAGCUCAGGCUGAAGGGCCAGCAGAGGAGUCCCAGGCGGAGUCUGCGGCAGCGCCACUUACGCCGCAAAGGCGGACUGGAGGCCGUCUUCCUGUAUGCGGCAAGCAAGUGCUUGAGUUCGAAAAGAACUUCAGACAUGUUCAUAGCGAAACGCUGUCAGCAGUACAGGCUCUAACCGACGGCCCCCAAUGCUUGGCAGCGAUAUUGGGGAAAAUCGGGCCUCAGGUUAAUGCGAAGUUUACAGACAUUCGAACCGAAGUUUUUCAGGCGGUCGUUGUCGCUGCUCGCCUGAGACGCUUCGUCGAGGACACACAGCACGCCCUGCAAGCAAUGCGUUCUCGCGGCCUGAAGACGCUGCACAGCGAUGCAUCGAUCGAUGCCGCUUCCAAUCUGCUGGAUACAAGAGUCGCCGUCGGCGACAGCGUGAAGGAGGUCAGCCCCGAUAACCAGGUGCUUUCAAAGAUAUGGACUGUCAUGAACGUGCACAAUUCGCAUCUGCGCUGCCAAAGCGGCGAGGAAAGCCGCACCUUUGAAGUGAACGGCGUCGUGAAGACCGUUGAAAGCUACACGACGAUCAUUGCGGAUCUGUGCCUCACACGGGGGUGGCUGGCGGUUGAGAAAGACCUUCCAGGCUUGAUGAAGGCCAUUGAACGCUUCGUCGAGCAGCGUGGAUGGGUGGAGGCGUACAUCGCGGCCAAGACGAAAGGCGCCUGCGGCGUGUUGUUGAAGCGCAUGGAGAACGGAGAGGAACCGACUGGUGCACUGGCGCUGACAGACGCAGUUCGCCAUGUUCGGGCACAGAAACUCAUGAGCAUGCAGCAGAAGCCUGACAAGAAGAAGGACGUCUCGGUAGCGGAGCCUUAUCUCUCAGUGACGGAGGUCGUCAAAUUUUUGGAGGCGCACCAGCUCUACCAGAAGACCGCUUCGAUGCAGGGAUGCGCGCCUCUCUCUCUGACUUCGGCUGCGGCACAGUCUGAUUUGCUCGGUGUGGUGACCUCAUUCUCGGGGGCCUCGCCCGACAACCUCCGCAACGAGAUUGACAUGGAGAAGGACGGAGCCGCCUGUCUCGCGGCAGUCGACUACUUCUUCUCGCGUGCCAGCCAGGGCGUGUGCGCGGCAGAGUGGAGCCGCAAAGUCCCUUGGGCGCCAAAGAUCGUUUCCCUGCAGAACGCCCGCCUCUUAAGAGCAUUUCUUUCCAACAACUGUGAAAAGAAAGUUCCCGCAGGCUACCCGACUGCAUACACCAAGAAGUGCAACCUCGCUUGCAUGCGGAGAGCCUGGGAGGGCGAGAAGCCUUUUGGAAAGGCGAAGAGUCUCUCUCAAAAGCUUCGAAUCGACGCAGACUUUGUCCGGUCAACUCUGCAGUAUGAGCGGAAGAGUCUCCUUCUGCUCGAAGACCUGGGCGCCGCGAUGGCGGAUCUCGUAACAAGUCUGGAUCCUGAAAGGGACGUUUCCAAACAGCUGGAGACGGACAUGUGCGCUGCCUCGUGGUUCAAAAGGCAGAAAUCAGACAGCGUCGGAGACAGUUUCGGUUUCGACUUGUACAACCCCUUGCUCGUCGGCUCCUACGUGGUGACGCACGCUCGCGCCACCCUCUCCGCCACGCAGGCAGGCUUGAAGAAUGCCGCUGAAGAGGGCAUCGCGGACAGCGAGCCCAUGAGCGCUCUGUUCAGGUCCCUGACGUGUGCGGCGCCUAACACCUACCCCAUAGCCUCUUUCCUGCUUCAAAUCAGUGCAUUCUUGCACGUGACCGUUGAGCGCGCGAAGAAGGAGCUGUACAUGAAAGCCACGAAGGUGAUGGGGUCGGGUGUCUUUGAUCCGAAAAAGUUCGACGCCUCUGUGAAAUGGAUUCGACAGCAAGUGGCUCGCUUUGCCGACCUCUUCAUGCCUGGGUACCUCAAAGGAAAGGGCCAAGCUAAAAUCGCCCCGAAAAUCCUCUUCCCCUUUGCAAAGAUGGCCGUGGUCAUGUGGAUGCUUGGCUCGGCGGACGUUGAAGACGGGCCCCUCCCGCCGCCGUUCACCAAGAAACUCUUCGCGUAUAUCCUAUACAACAAAGGUGGAGACCCGAUCGAGGAAAUGGAAAAGCAGAUCAAGGCGGAAUGCAAGAAUGCCGCCAUGAACCUCCCCGUGGGUCUGAGCACAAAUCUGCGGCCGUCGCCCACUAAGGUCAAAAUCGCAGAUAUCGUGAAGGAACUUGUUACGGGUAUCAAGUACAGAAUUUCCCUGAGUGGAGACAUCCAAAAAGCUGCCAACGACGUGAAGAACUUGGCAGCCGGCUGCAAAAGCAACCUUGACUUCAACGACGUACAGCAGCGAGCUUUGCUGGAGGACCAUCACUGCAUGGUGCUACAGCAAAAAGCCAUCAGCUUCUUGAAGAAAGUGCUGCCGAAAUCCAAAAACAACAAGCAACAGGAGCGGGAGAUCAAUGAGGCCUUCGAAUUCCUGAAACAUGUCAAUCUCGUCCAUCCCAAGGACGACACUAAGAAGAUGGUGAUGGCGUUUGAGGAGUGGAGAGAGAAGAAACAGCCUUAUCACAAGGCACAACAUCUCACGGAUCUUUCGUGCAUGUGGAAGACUAACCCAGACAUCCAACAGGUCAUGGUCCACGCUGCCCUGGGCGACAAGAACGAAGAUGCGGAAGCGUAUUCCGUUCCACCUGCUCUUGGAACUUGCCCUGCAUAUCCCAUUGAUCCUCUGGCUGCAACACAACUGGUGGUCGCCCCGGACUCGCUUUCCGGCAAUAUCAUUUGGUCGACUUACGUGUAA